Adineta steineri is the source of this 456-nucleotide messenger RNA. The record is from the annotation of a GenBank genome assembly. NCBI's taxonomy places the organism in Eukaryota, Metazoa, Rotifera, Eurotatoria, Adinetida, Adinetidae.
AUGAAUUCAAGCUUUAGUGGUCCAAAACUUUUUACAUUUGUUCUCUCACGAGAACAUGGUUAUGCAGCUGGUGUUGCUUUAUCAUCAUGGGUUGUCUUACAAUAUAUGGGUGUUAAUGUAAUGAAAGCACGUAAACGAUUCAAUGUUGAUUAUCCAGCACUCUAUGCAAGUGAUUCACAUCCUCAAAGCAAAGCAUUUAAUUGUGUUCAACGUGGACAUCAAAAUACAUUGGAAAAUUAUCCACAAUUUCUCCUUAUGUUAGGUUUAGGUUCAAUUCAAUAUCCACUUAUUUCAUCCAUUGGUGGCGCUAUUUGGUUAAUUGGACGUUUAGUCUAUUUUCAAGGAUAUGCAAGUGGUCAACCAGAAAAACGUCAAUAUGGUGCAUUUCAAUAUAUUGGCAUGUUCGCAAUGAUGGGUUGUGCUAUCAAAACUGUCUAUGACCUUAUUCGUGCUUAA